Sciurus carolinensis (gray squirrel) is the source of this 7438-nucleotide messenger RNA. It is a transcript of the gene Hlcs, whose product is annotated as holocarboxylase synthetase. Gene Ontology annotation, cellular component: cytoplasm. Gene Ontology annotation, biological process: protein modification process. The record is from RefSeq and is a predicted model, not a curated record. The coding region runs from base 1814 to 4189 and encodes 791 amino acids. The transcript is spliced from 13 exons. NCBI's taxonomy places the organism in Eukaryota, Metazoa, Chordata, Mammalia, Rodentia, Sciuridae. Gene Ontology annotation, molecular function: biotin--[biotin carboxyl-carrier protein] ligase activity.
CGCCGGGGCCAGGCCUGCGGGGGAGGAGACUGACUGUCCAGGCCAGCCCGAGGGACAGGUGGGUGGCGGCGGAGCGCCGAGGCGGGCGGCGUGGCGACGCGGGCUUGCCCUCGGCCGGCGCGGCGCGCGCCUCCUGCGCUGCCCUUGCGCUCGCGCCCCUUCGCCUGCGUUCCGGCGGCGGCCGCGCACCGCUGCCUGCGGGUCGGAGUAGGCCGCCCGCCCCGCGAGGGACAGCGUCAGCCCGGGCUGGGCCCUGCAGGGCCUUUCCCACGGUCUGUCCCGACUCACACACCUCCUCCGCUGCCACCUGCCAUUUUAUAAACAGCCCUGUGGGGACGGAGUUGCUUUUUCCUACUGUUAUAUUAUAAGCCACUUCCAAUGCGUUUGAGCUAAAAAGUGGAGUUUGCAUAAACUCUUAAACAUCACAAGUUGACGUGGAAAGCAAGAGGCAUCAAGGGAGGGACAAGCAGAUUCCCUGAAUCAUGGCUGGAGACAUACUGGGUGCUUGUGGAGAAACAAAUUCAGUGAAUUUAUGUUCUCGUAACUGAAGCUUGUUCUGAUGGCCGGGGAACGUGGAGGGAUUACACAGUGCUCCUGUUGUCCCACCGGAGUGUUUCCAUCGGACUUCUCUCUCCAGCUCCAUGACAGUUCCAGUAUGAGGGGUUUAUAAUAAGUACUGUUUCUCCCCUUUUAAGCAGUGAUUGGCUCUCCUUAAGUACAGAAGUCGCAAAGAAAAUGUUCAGGCUUGCUGAGGGACAAGAGAAAAUGGUCAUUAUGUGAGUCAUCCAUUCCUUUCCAUCACUUUCUCAGCCACCGGUGAGGGUGCCUCUGCCCUGGGUGGCCCACAGCAUCUGCUAAUCUUCAUCUGUGCUUUGCCUGGUGACACACACACUUCCAGGGGCCUUGAGGGCUUUACUUUAGGCUUUGACCCUUCAGUCCCUACAUUACCCACUAAUUCCUCCCCAGCAAAUCUUUGGGGUCAGAUAUGCUCCACCAGGACCCCACUCAGUGAUGAUCAAGCUGCAGUUUGUAUCAGAAUGCUUCUGUCUUCUCUCCUGCACUCUGAGGCCCUACUCUUAAGUUCCAGUGGUCAUGGAAGCAGCAUGUCAGGACUUGAAGCCAACUUUAGUUCACAUCUCACUCACCCGGAGACAAAAUGUUGCAACCUGCAGGAGUUCAGGUUGCAGGGACUUCUGGCACUGACUGACCUGCCGAGGACAAUUUUUAGGCAGCUGGGCUUUGCCAUGCCUGAGACAGGUACGCAACUUCCUGGGAAUGAGACCUCUACCUGCUUUGUGUAGACUAUCAGACCUGAGUUUCCUGCUCUGUUCAAAAGAGGUACAGUACUAAUAUGUUUAUGAAGGACAUUUACGAGGACAAACUGAAGGCAACCUGCCCUCCUGCUCCAGGAAGGCCGGGUGAAUGUCCGAGUGGAUUGUUCCUGAUCACCGUAGUCAUUACUCAGCCUCGUGAACCUCUUCUCUUUAGCCUCACUGCCAGCUCCAGUCCAUUGACGACUUGAACAAAUGGGCCCUGUUUCUUGUCUCUCCCUUUAUACUUGAAGCAGAACACAUAGCAUUUGUGACAGAGAGCAUUUGGGUACAAGGUGACAGUUUACAGAAACCAUCUUCUGAAACAGAGCCCUUCUUCACUCGAAACCCUUGGAGACACUAUAGGUAUUCCAUGACCUGGUGUCAGAUUCUUUUGGAAAAACUUGUGGUGGGGACGGUCAUUCCCACGUUUACAUGCAGCAGGAAUCACGGUGGUGUCCUGAUGAAUAAUCCUGGUUCCUGAGCGCCACCUCCAGAGUCUAAUGCAGCAGGUUGUAAAGUGGUCCGACUGUUGUUUGCCGUUAGCCUGCAGACCUGGGGAUCCCUACCAGCUAAUUGCUAAAGCAAGUGUGGACGACUUCAGCAAGCUGGGAGUGGCGUUCAUGGAAGAUCGACUCCAGAUGGAUAAUGGACUGGUACCCCAAAAGAUCGUCUCUGUGCACUUGCAGGACUCGGCUCUGAGGGAACUCCAGGAUCAGGCCCUACGCAAGCAAGCCCAAGUCCCGCAGCCGAACCCUGAACCCUCCCUGGAGACCGAGCCUGCACGGGACUUUAUGGAGCACCCUGGCAAGGAUGGCCCGAAGGCUCUUCCAGAAGGCUCUUCUCUUCCAGAAGGUUCUUCCAAGCCGAGGAGGGGCAGUGCCUCUGGGAGCGAGCCUGCUGGGGACAGCGAGCAGGGAGUGGGCGCCCUGGAGCAUUUUCACCUCCACCUGUCUAGUUGCCACGAGUGCUUGGAACUUGAGAACAGCACCAUCGAGUCAGUCAAGUUUGCAUCUGCGGAGAACAUUCCAGAUCUUCCCUAUGAUCAUGGCAGCAGUUUGGAGGGUGUUGCUGAUGAGAUCUGCUCUGAAGGAGAAGGGAGGAGAGUGAACAUCACGGGAAAGGCACCCAACAUCCUUCUGUAUGUGGGCUCCGGCUCCCAGGAGGCCCUCGGGCGGCUCCAGCAGGUCCGGGCCGUCCUGGCCGACUGUGUGGACGCCGACAGCUAUGUUCUCUACCACCUGCAGGAGGAAAGUGCGCUCAGGGACCCCUGGCCAGACAACUGUCUGCUGUUGGUCGUUGCCACCAGGGAGCCCGUCCCUGAAGACCUGUACCAGAAGUUCAUGGCCUAUCUUUCCCAGGGAGGGAAGGUGCUGGGCCUGUCUUCGCGCUUCGUGUUUGAUGGCUGGCAGGUAACAAGCAAGGGUGUGCUGCAGAAGACGGUCCAGAGCUUGGUCUUCUCUAAGGCCGGUGGGAGCCAGGUGAGGCUCAGCGUUCUGAGCAGUGGCUGUGUUUAUGAGGAGGGCCCCGGAGAGCAGCUCAGCCCUGGCAAGCUCCAGGGCCACCUGGACAAUGAGGACCAGGACAGGAUGAUCGUGCAAGUGCCUUUUGGAACCUGUGGAGGGGAAGCCAUUCUUUGCCAGGUGCACUUGGAGCUACCUCCCAGCUCCUCCUUAGUGCAGACCCAAGAAGACUUCGACCUGCUUAAGGCAAGCAACCUGAGAAGGUACGAAGUCCUCCAGGAGAUCCUCACAGCCCUGGGCGUCAGCUGUGACCUGCGAGAAGCUCCUGCCUUAACGCCCCUGUACCUGCUGCCGGCUGCGGAGGAAAUCCGGGAUCCGAUUAUGCAGUGGCUUGGGAGACAUGUGGAUCCUGAAGGAGUAAUAAAAUCCAGCAAGCUCUCCCUUAAAUUUGUUUCAUCUUACGCGUCAGAAUUAGAAAUUAGCCCAUCUUCUAUACCUGUGAUUACUGAUGCAGAAGCCUUCUCAUCAGAGCAUUUUAACUUGGAGAUCUAUCGACAAAAUCUGCAGACCCAGCAGCUUGGAAAAAUAAUUCUGUUUGCUGAAGUGACCCCCACGACCAUGAAUCUCCUGGAUGGGUUGAUGUUUGAGAUGCCACAGGAAAUGGGCUUAAUUGCCAUUGCAGUCCGGCAAACCCAGGGCAAAGUGGGGCGCCCCCAGCUGAGCAGCAGUAGAUUCCCGAUGGCCUGUGUUCCAGGGCGGGGACCGAACGCCUGGUUGAGCCCUGUGGGCUGCGCCCUUUCUACCGUGCUGGUCUCCAUCCCCCUGCGGUCGCAGCUGGGACAGAGGAUUCCGUUUGUGCAGCACCUGAUGUCCCUCGCCGCUGUGGAGGCAGUACGGUCCAUUCCUGAGUAUCAGGAUAUCAACUUACGAGUGAAGUGGCCCAACGAUAUUUAUUACAGUGACCUCAUGAAGAUCGGUGGAGUUCUGGUUAACUCAACCCUUAUGGGAGAAACAUUCUAUAUACUUAUUGGCUGUGGGUUCAAUGUGACCAACAGUAAUCCUACCAUCUGCAUCAAUGAUCUCGUCACAGAGUACAAUAAACAACACAAGACGGCACUGAAGCCCCUGCGAGCUGACUGCCUCAUUGCCAGGACAGUGACAGUGCUGGAGACACUGAUCCACACGUUCCAGGACAAAGGGCCCAACGGCGUUCUUCCCCUCUAUUACAAAUACUGGAUACACAGUGGUCAGCAAGUCUGUCUGGGAAGCGCCGAGGGGCCGAAGGUGUCCAUCGUGGGCCUGGAUGACUCUGGGUUCCUGCAGGUCCAUCAGGAGGGCGGCGAGGUCGUGACUGUGCAUCCGGACGGCAACUCCUUCGACAUGCUGAGGAACCUCAUCCUGCCCAAGCGGCGGUAGUGGGAGUGCAGGUGGCUCGGGCCUGCAGAUGGCAGGGACCCAGCACAGAGCUGCACAGGCAUCCUGCGGGCAUGGCGGCCACCAUUCCUCACCAGGGGAGCUGCAAAGCUAAUGUAGCAUUAUAGGUGAAUUCGUUCUCCUUCCAAGUCAUUUCAUAAUUCAUUAUUGUUUUCUAAUUUUCUGGGCUUUUGUGGUUCCUUUUGUCAUUGUCAUUUUAUUAGGAAUUUGAGGGUGCUUCCAGAUAGAGGGUUGACGGGUGGAAGACUUAGUGUAGGUAAAGCCCUUCCGUAGGUGUGAAAUUACUCUCCCCCUUUGGGCUUGAGUUUGUGUUUGACGAGGGGAAAAUGUUCUUUGGAAACAGCAAUGGCCUGAUCCAGAUACUCUCCUGGUAGAGGAGGCCUUUACCACUAGGCUAUUAAAAAGCAAAUCGAACAUGCUGGCCCAGGCCAGUGGUGGGGUAGAGAGAUCCAAUCACUGUGCCUAAACACCCAGGGAGAGAUUUUCCCACUAGAACAUACAGUGGCACUUAAUUGUUGUUUUACAUUUUUUGUUGGUAAAAAAGAAGAGGCAGGCUUCCAAGAGUUGCUCUCCACGGUGGUGGCCCAGUGUCUGUGUGCUUGGAGACACAUCCAGCUGGCAUGGUCGCAGUGACUUGUAGCGGAAAUCAGUCAAUUACUUCAACAUUAUUUUAUGUGCUCUGCUUCCCAAGUUCAAGUUUACUGCAUAUUCUGAAGAGAUUUGAUCAAGUUCAAGAUCUUUGAAGCAUCCAUGGGGCAUUGCUUAGAGGCAGGAGUAGAUGCUUUGGCCCCAACAGCUAGAGAUGAAGGUUCACUCUCAUGCCACACCAAUUUCAGGCUUAUUUCAAAAUGUACAGCAUUCCUGCAAGAUCACACAGUGCACAGAGGAGCCAAUCCAUGGCCUUGCAUUUGUAAAAUGGUUUGCCCUGUAUUCCUUAUAUUGCCAAGAAAGAAAAUGAUGUCAAUACCAAAUACCAUCAGUUUGGAGUAAGUGUGUGUGUGUGUGUGUGUGUGUGUGUGUGUGUGUGUGUGUGUGUGGCUUUAAAAGAAAACACUCAAAAUCCAAUGUGCUAAAAGUCUCCGCGGAAGAACAAAGGGAAGGAAGCCUUUGUACCUUGGCCAUUUCCAGAUGCACCCACACUUUUCUCCACGCAGCUUCUAUCUCUGUUGAACGUAUGAAUCAGACCCAUUACUUUUCAGCCUUAAAGAGCUGAUCUUUGUCCCCUCUUCUCUUUUCCUGCCAGUCCCAAUUGGAAGUUAGUGGAAAGAAAACUUGAUGGAGCCCUCAGCUUUGAACAAAAUCUCCUCACUGUGAACUAGCACGGUCUUUAUCCAGGUCUUACGCAGUCAGGCUAAUUCCAGAAACUUGUGGUUUUCAGUAUAAAAUCUGUCUACCUUUAGUCAGACGCAGACAGCCCCAUAGGAGGAAAAAGAUAACAUGUUUCAUUAAAUACACCAACCCAAUAUGUGUCUUUUGGAAUGUAACUUAAAAAGAACUUUGAAAGUAAUUUUUGCAAAUCAGGCUAUGAUUAGAAUUAUUUUUCUCCAAAAAAAAAAAAAAAAAAAAAAAAACAAAAAAAACACUUUCUCCUAAAUGCCCAGGUCUUCUUUUGGAAUUAGUGAUGAGUUUAAAUAAAAGUCACACCACCCCAAAAUUGGAAAAUGGACUACCCUUGAGAGGGAGUCUGCAGAAUAUCAUCAAGGACAAAGAUCUCCAAGCAAAUGUUGCAAGUUUCAUUUCUCAAACUUUGUAAUAUAAGGCAAGUCAUCUCUCAGAGCUGCCAUCAUUACAUUUUGAAUUUCUUUGGGGGAUUAUUUAAUGAAAAACAUGCUAUGUUUUGUUUUAAGUGAAGGCCUAUUCUGGAUAGUUCUGCUUUGGGGAAAAUGUUAUCAUUUAAUUUCCUUUCUGUAAAUUAAAACUAAUGAAGUGUGGCCAUGUCAAAGCAGCCGGAGAUGUUCUGGGCACGCUGCUUGGCCUCGGUAGUUGUGCUUUUUAAGGGUGUUGCUGGUGCAGGACAUCCAGUUGUCUUGAGGGAGACAAAAUAGACUUGAAGCAGAUGCUGUGUUUUCCAUAAACCUGGUUUUGCCUCAUAUAAACCAAAGACUUGGAAUUUCUGCCGUGUGCAGAGAAUGAAGGCGUCUUCCGGUAGAGUUGGAGAAGUCUGUCCACAGGCUACGCCACACUCUACAACUGGGGGAUUUCUGUGUUCAGCAAUCUGCCAUCUCAAGGAGCUUUAAAGUCCUAAUGGAAACUUUGUGUCUUCUCAUGACUUUUAAACCAUAGCCACUAAACUGUAGAACACUGGAACAUCCCCCAGUUUAAAGGUGGCACGUUGAGCCUCUACCAUGUUUUGUUAAAAAAGGCAAGAUUUCCCCCCUUCUGGAUUGGCGAGGGAAUGCUCCAAAACAGGACCCAGCAGGACCCAGAGCCCCCUGAAGCAAGGUGGGUGUGCUGGCAGGGACGUGGAGGAAGGAGGAAGGGUCUGGUUCCAGUGGGUUUCGCCACAGAACUUGACGUGGAGCAAGUGGCCCAUCUGGCCUGGGUGAGGGGUGGAUGCACAGGUCCAGGAAAGCCAAGGGACUGCAGCCUCUGGUGGCCCCGACCUCCAACAUACAGGGUGAUGGCCCCUCACUCUAGUGUCUGGGAGCAGGGAGAGAAGCCAGCCUCACCGAGUGCAAGGGGGACUCCAGAGGGGGCCAAGAGGGAGGACUUGGGGGCUUCCCUUCUCUCCAUCUACUGGCUGUCACAGACAGGACAGGAAAGGCAGAGUCCUUAUUCCCAGGUCAUUACUAUGCAUCUUUAAAAUGAAAGGAAAUGUAAACCUUUGCUUUUUUUUUUUUUUUAAGCUUUUCAAAGAAUCAUCUGUGAAAAGAAUCACUUUAAACCAAUGCCUAUAAAAAGCAAGUCUACCAAAUAAACUCUAAGACUUUCUCUGUUUCGAGUUUGUUCGUAUUUCUACUACACAUUUCAUUUUUUAAAAACAGGCACUUGCUUUUAGUUACAGUAUUUUUUAUUUAUAUUUAAAAGAUUUUUUUACAAAAUAAAUAAAAUGUUUUACAUAAUAAGGAAUAUGGAUGUAUUUCUAAGUAUUAAGAGGCUUGAUGGUUUUUGUUUUUAUGUAUUUUUGACAAAAGAGCAAUCUUAUUAUUCCGAAGAAAAAAAUUAGCAAAACCAGAAAGUUAAAAAAAGACAAACUUUAAUGGAGAUGAGAAAUAAAUCUAAUGUAACAAC